Messenger RNA from Exophiala bonariae, 2928 nucleotides. RefSeq lists its product as uncharacterized. NCBI's taxonomy places the organism in Eukaryota, Fungi, Ascomycota, Eurotiomycetes, Chaetothyriales, Herpotrichiellaceae. The record is from RefSeq and is a predicted model, not a curated record. The transcript is spliced from 6 exons. Gene Ontology annotation, biological process: glucan catabolic process. Bases 1 to 2928 code for a protein of 975 amino acids. Gene Ontology annotation, molecular function: beta-glucosidase activity.
AUGCAGCUUCCACUAUCUGCUUUACUUCUUUUGAAUUCGACCAUCCCAACACUUGGCACCAACCCUUACUUACAAAGCGUUCUAAAACAGCCCGUUGAAUCUCCCGAGGCAAUUUACCGAAGACAAGCAGCACAACCCUUUAACAACGACUACGAUGGUCCACUAUGGACUUCACCACCAAGCUAUCCUUCUCCAUGGGGCUCUGGCCUGGGAGAUUGGGGCACCGCCUACGAAAAAGCACAUGCUUUUGUCAGCCAACUCACAUUGAUGGAGAAAGUCAAUCUGACCACCGGCGUAGGGUGGGAAUCUGGGCCAUGUGUUGGAAAUGUAGGAUCAAUUCCGCGUCUGGGAUUCCCAAGCUUGUGUAUGCAAGACUCGCCCUUAGGAAUCAGAUUAGCCGACUACGUUUCUGCUUUCCCCGGGGGUGUCAAUGUGGCUGCCACUUGGGAUCGAAACCUUGCCUACCUCCGUGGCCAAGGUAUCGGCGAAGAGGGCAGAGACAAAGGUGUUGAUGCGGUGCUAGGGCCUGUCUGUGGUCCUCUUGGGCGCGCUCCAGAAGGUGGUAGAAAUUGGGAAGGUUUCAGCCCUGAUCCAUAUCUCACGGGUGCUUUGAUCGCUCCGACUGUGGAGGGCAUUCAGAGUGCUGGUGUGAUCGCGACCACCAAGCAUUACAUCGCCAACGAACAAGAGCAUUUCCGCCAAGUAGGUGAAUCCAUCAGCUAUGGCUUCAACAUCACCGCCACCUUGAGCUCGAAUAUUGAUGACAAGACAAUGCAUGAGCUCUAUCUUUGGCCCUUCGCCGAUGCUGUUCGUGCGGGAACUGGCUCUAUCAUGUGCUCAUACCAGCAAAUAAACAACUCUUACGGCUGUGCUAAUUCAUACACACUCAACCAUCUUCUCAAAAAUGAACUCGGAUUCCAAGGUUUUGUCAUGUCUGAUUGGCAAGCUCAACACUCUGGAGUUGGCACCGCCUUCGCUGGACUCGAUAUGUCCAUGCCUGGUGACACAGUUUUUGAUUCGGGUUACACUUUCUGGGGAACGAACCUCACCAUUGCAGUUCUAAAUGGCACCGUUCCUGAAUGGCGCGUAGAUGAUAUGGCCGUGAGAAUCAUGGCAGCCUACUAUUACGUAGGACGUGACUCGAGCUAUACACCAACCAACUUCAAUGCUUGGACCCAAGAUACCUAUGGCCACAUCCAUGCAAUUGAUACCAAUUCUCCAAUUGAUCUCAUCAAUCAACAUGUUAGUGUUCGUGGUGAGCAUGCUCGCAUCAUCCGUGAAGUUGGAGCCAAAUCCAAUGUCCUUUUGAAAAACAAUGGAGCUCUUCCUCUCACAGGUAAAGAGAAACAAGUCGGAAUCUUUGGCCAAGAUGCGGGCAGCAACCCUUGGGGUGCGAAUGGUUGUCCAAACCGAAAUUGUAACAACGGAACCUUGGCCAUGGGAUACGGUAGUGGUACCUCAGAGUUCCCCUACCUCGUCACUCCAGAGCAGGCUCUCCAACAACAUAUCCUGACACAGACUAACAGCGAGGUUUUUGCAAUCCUCGACAACUACGCAGAUAGUCAGAUCAAGAGUGUCGCCUCACAAGCUGAUGUUGCAAUUGUUUUCGCCAAUGCCCAAUCAGGAGAAGGUUUCAUCACCAUCGAUGGCAACACCGGAGACCGCAACAACUUAUCACUCUGGGAAGGCGCCGACCGAUUGAUUGGUAAUGUCACUACAUAUAAUCCCAACACAAUUGUUGUUCUUCACACCGUCGGACCUGUCAAUGUCUCCGCAUGGUAUGACAAUGAAAAUGUCACAGCCAUCAUCUGGGCUGGUCUACCUGGUCAAGAGAGUGGCAACGCCAUCCUUGACGUCAUCUACGGCUUUGUCAAUCCUGGGGGAAAGCUGCCAUUCACUAUCGCACGCAAUCGAGAAGAUUUUGGAACCGAUGUCAUCUAUGAGCCCAAUAAUGGCCAAUUCGACGCUCCGCAGGACUAUUUCUCUGAAGGAGUUUUCAUCGACUACCGCUACCUUGACGCCAACGGAAUCGAUCCCAUCUACGAAUUUGGCUUCGGUCUGAGCUACACCACCUUUGAAUACUCGAAUCUUGUCAUCACCCCAGGCAACCCAGCACCCUACUCACCAUCCAGUGGGUCGACUGGUCCAGCUCCUGUACUCGGAAAUGCCAGCACCGACUUGUCACAAUAUGUCUUCCCUGAUGACGAGAUCUCAUAUCGACCAUAUCUCUAUAUCUAUCCAUUCCUCAACUCCACAGACCUGGAGGCCUCCGCUGACGACCCAGACUACGGUGCACCAGCUGAAUCGUACGUGCCCGCCGGCGCCACCGACAGCUCCCCACAACCUAUUCUCCCAGCAGGCGGCGCACCAGGCGGCAACCCUCUCCUCUAUGAAAUCGUCGCCACCGUGUCUGCCACCAUCACCAACACUGGAUCCGUCACUGGUGACGAAGUUGCCCAGCUGUAUCUCUCUCUCGGAGAUGGCGAGCCGCCCAAAGUCCUCCGUGGCUUUGAGCGCCUGACCAUCGCACCAGGAGCUUCAGCCACAUUCUCCGCCGACCUGACUCGCCGCGAUGUCUCGGUCUGGGACACAACGGUCCAAAACUGGGUUGAAGUAUCCAACCCCACUGUCUUCGUCGGUGCCUCGAGCAGAAACCUACCUUUGUCAGGCACACUGACCAGCGGUGGGUCAUCCGGUGGUGGUGGUGGUGGUUCGCCGCCACCCCAGCACAGCUCCAGCGCGGGAGGCGGUUAUCCUCACCCUUCUGCGUCAGCAUCGGCAUCAGCAGGUGGGCCUCCACCCCCUGUGGUCAGCCAGCAGUCUGACGGCCAGCCAACAUACCCCACCGGCGCCCCUGUCAGCCAAAUCUCAGAUGGGCAGCCGCAAUGGCAAACCGGCCAGCCGCAGUCAACAAAGACCUGGGGUUGA